Alligator mississippiensis (American alligator) is the source of this 4439-nucleotide messenger RNA. It is a transcript of the gene UGT8, whose product is annotated as UDP glycosyltransferase 8. The coding region runs from base 895 to 2538 and encodes 547 amino acids. Gene Ontology annotation, molecular function: UDP-glycosyltransferase activity. The transcript has 6 exons. NCBI's taxonomy places the organism in Eukaryota, Metazoa, Chordata, Crocodylia, Alligatoridae. The record is from RefSeq and is a predicted model, not a curated record.
GCUGUCUUGAUGCUGGGUGUCCCUGGACAGAGGAGGAUCUGGGAAGAGGAUCCAGUCUGGUUUUCCCCUCUCACGCAAGGGAUAAGCCCUUCUGGCAGCAGGCUUCAAGGGGACCCUGUCUUGGGAAGGGUUGUCAGAGUGCAGAGGCAGUGGCAAGAAAUGCUAAUGAAUCCCAUUCCUUCCCGCUGGGGAGUUUGGGAAUGAAGCCCAGGAGGUAGAGGUAUCUGGUGGGAAAGGGACUAUCUGCAUCUGGCAUGGUUCCUCCACUGCAAUAAAGGAGGCACCCUUGGAUCCCAUCCUCAGCCAGGUUCAAUAAUGUCCUAUUAUCUUACCCAGCAAGGGUCAUUAAGUGAGGUUAUGUGGCAGGUUUAAAGAUCAGCAGUGUUACCUGCUGCAAUGCAGCUUAAUGGGAAAACUGCUUUGUUUCCAUUUGAUUUAUGCCUACACACACAUGGGCUUGGUUCCUUAUGUGGGGUUGCCACCCUCAUUCAUGUCUUGUGGCACCAGUGACCCAGUCUUCCAGCUUGAAUGGAUCCAGUUAAAAGAACUGAAUCCUUCUGUGGAUACUCAACAAGUUAUCUAGUGACCUGCAGAUUUAUAGGUAUGGCAGGCAGUCCAGUUGCCUGUUUGACCCUCCCAACAUAUCGCUGAAAUGUGCUGCCCUUGCCGUGAAUGUUCAGCUCAGCUUAAAAUGCUUUGCUGUUUGGUAGAGAGUGUUACACAACUUUCGAUUUCUGUGCCCUUCUUAAUUAAGUAUUAGAAUCAGCAUUUGGGAGAGGAAGCUUUAAUUACUUGAGGUGCUUUGUUUCACUGGAUCUGAAUACCAUUUAAUCCAUUGCCUUUCAAGUUGUCUGAAGAUGAGUAGCACUGAAUACUUCAGAGCAAAGGAUCUUCAUGGAAAAAUCAAACUCUAUGAAGUCUUACACUGCAGUUUUCAUUCUCCUGUGGGGCACUAUCGGGAUAGCCAGGGCUGCCAAAAUCAUUGUUGUGCCGCCAAUUAUGUUUGAAAGCCAUCUAUAUAUUUUCAAGACUCUGGCCUCAGCUUUGCAUGACCAAGGUCACCAGACAGUCUUACUGCUCUCUGAGGGCAGAGAAAUCCCUCCAUCUGAUCACUAUAGACUCCAGCGUUACCCAGGGAUCUUUAACAGCAGCACUUCGGAUGAUUUUCUUCAGUCCAAAAUGAGGAAUAUAUUUUCUGGAAGACUGACGAUACUGGAACUAUUUGAUAUCCUGGAUCACUAUUCUAAGAACUGCGACAUGAUUGUGGGCAACCAAAAUCUAAUGCAUGUUCUGAAACAGGAGAAAUUUGACCUGCUGCUGGUGGAUCCUAAUGAGAUGUGUGGAUUUCUUAUAGCUCACCUUUUAGGGGUUAAAUUUGCUGUUUUCUCCACUGGUCUUUGGUAUCCAGCAGAAGUUGGUGCUCCGGCUCCUUUAUCUUAUGUUCCAGAAUUUAACUCGCUUCUCACAGAUCAUAUGAACUUCCUGGAAAGGAUUAAAAAUAUUGUUGUUCAUCUGGUUUCGAGACUGGGAGUCAAUUUUAUGGUUAUGCCAAAAUAUGAAAUGAUACUGCAGAAAUACAAGGCUUUGCCAGAGCGGUCAAUGCAUGAUUUGGUUCAUGAAUCCAGCCUGUGGAUGCUGUGUACUGAUGUAGCACUGGAGUUUCCAAGACCCACGCUACCAAAUGUUGUUUAUGUGGGAGGAAUCCUAACGAAGCCGGCCAGUCCUCUACCAGAAGACCUCCAAAGCUGGGUGAAUGGUGCUAAUGAAAAUGGCUUUGUCCUUGUCUCAUUUGGAGCUGGAGUGAAAUAUUUGUCAGAAGAUAUAGCAAAUAAGUUAGCGCAAGCCCUGGCAAGAUUGCCUCAGAGAGUUAUUUGGAGGUUUUCAGGAAACAAACCGAAGAACUUAGGAAACAAUACAAAACUUAUAGAAUGGCUACCGCAAAAUGACCUCCUUGGUCAUGCUAACAUUAAAGCCUUCCUUAGUCAUGGUGGUUUGAACAGUAUUUUUGAAACCAUGUACCAUGGGGUGCCUGUGGUAGGAAUUCCCCUUUUUGGAGACCAUUAUGAUACUAUGACCCGCGUACAGGCCAAAGGCAUGGGAAUAUUAUUAAACUGGAAGACAAUUACUGAGGGUGAAUUGUAUGAAGCUCUUGUGAAAGUCAUUAACGAUCCCAGCUACAAACAACAGGCCCAGAAGCUGUCUGAAAUUCACAGAGACCAACCUGGGCAUCCUGUUAAUCGGACAGUAUACUGGAUUAACUACAUCCUCCGCCACAACGGAGCACAUCAUCUGCGUGCGGCUGUUUACAGCCUGUCUUCAUAUCAGUAUUUCUUACUGGAUAUCACCUGUGUUGUAUUACUUGGUGCAGCCUUAUUUUAUUACAUUUUGGCCAGGAUUGCAAAGUUUAUUCGCAAAAAGAGCAAACAUCUUUGGUCAUGUGAUGAACAUAGCACCGUUAAUGGACAUUACCAAAAUGGGAUCCCAAAUGGCAAAUAUAGAAGAAAUGGCCACAUUAAACACGAAAAAAAGGUGAAAUGAGCCAACCAUCUGUGUACAGUAGUAACGAAUCAGAUCCAUAAUUGAAUUUUAUCGCUGUAACUUAGUCUAACAACUACUUAAAAUAAAACCUCAAUAAACAGUUCUAACACUCCCCUACAACAUGUAAUUUUAUGUGAUGGAAUUCUACAGAACUAAGAAAAGUCUUAAAACAAAAAAAAAGCACAACCUAAAAUAGAAAAUGUAUUAUAUUCUUAAUACUGAUGCAGAGAGGUUAUUUUGGCACUGAUGUUUUUAGAAGCCUUAAUUCUCCAAAGUAAUUCAAUGACCAUAUUUAUGAUUUCUCAGUUUUUAUAUCUGAAUGUGUGUGUCCCAGAUAAGGAAAGGUUUCUUUUUUACGCGCAAAGUUUUCCUUUUUUGUAAUAUAUCCAUCUGUUAGCUUAACGGAUUUUAGAGCCAGCUCUGUGUUAUAUUGGUUGAAGGUUUGACAUGUUUAUAAGAAUGAUGUUUAAAUAAAGUAAUUUUUACCAGUGGUUGACACGCAGCAAUUAACAAGUUGCAGAUUGAGAAAGCAGCCAUAGAAAAGAACACUCUCAAAAAUGAGCACUGAAAAAAAAUGGUAAAAAUUGCAUUUUUUUCUCUCCUAGACCUCUUUUCUCUGACUGCUUUAGAGAAAAGGAUGAGAGCGCAUACAAGAAGUUAUCAUUUCUUAUUUAUUUACAUUUUUGUGUUACCUAAAUUAUUUAUGCUCUCCAUAAAAAAAUGCAAUUUAAGUUUUUGUGCUUUUCCCCCCAUUAAUAAUAUGCCUAUGUGGGUAAAAUUAUAAUUAAGAAAAACAUAAUUAAUUCAUAAAAUAGAAAAAAUAUCUGGCCUUGAGUUCAGUCUAAAAGGUUUUACUUCAGCCUUGGAGUAAUUCAGGAUCAAACCAUUAUUUGGGGUUUGUUGAAAAAAAAAAGUUGAAUGUCUUUCCUAUGAAUUAUUAUUAUGUUAUUAUUAAGUUUUUUCUAAAUCACAAUGUUAUCAAUGUUCUCUUUCAAUAGUUAAAACUGGAAAAAAUAUUACCUUAUACCGGUCUGGGCCACACAAUCCAUGUUAUAUAGUUGCCAACAUAUAAUUCUCUGAAAGUGGGAUGGAAGCUAUUCUCUGGGUUGGUAACCAAUGUAUACUUAGAGGUUUGAUAUCAUGUAUGACAUUAAACCUAGCAAACUGAGCAUAAAGUUCAUAGAGAUUGCCUCUUCCUUUCCCCGCUACGGUCCCUCCCCACAACAAUCUCUUUCAAUCAUUGUAGCUGACAUGGGACUUUUAUUGUUUUCAAAUUGAGGGUGGCGAUGCAGAGCAAUGAGCAUAAAAUCAUAACUGCCCUGCUGAACCAAAGUUGGCAACUAUGAGCUUAUUUCCAUGUCAUUCUGUUUACUUGGAAUUUGCACUACACAUGUUGUGAGAGUAUGCUUUAUUUAUUUGUAGUUUGAAAUCCCAUGUCUGGAAGAGAAAAGAAAGAUACCCAUUUAUCUAGUGUUGUUCACUAACAUGGGAGAAGUUGUGAUAAUUACAGAACGCUGAGAUCAUCUUCAUACAUAGUGAUGUAAUGCUUCAUUAUCAUUCCAUCAGGAGCCUCUAUCCUAUAGCAGUAAAUAACAUUACAAAUAUGUUUCCAAUGUACAGUACAGAUAUUUGUACUGCUUUCUGAAUACUUGAAGAAUAUGGUAUUAUAAAUAAGCCUGUUAGUUAUAUCUUUUUACAAUCCUAUCGGUAUGUGGCAACUAAAGGAACAUAUAGAGGCGAUGAGUGGUGGGAUGUUAAAAGGACUUAGAGUGUAUGAAUGGGUUGGUUUUAAUGUUUUUUGGCAUUGAAGAAGGUACAAAAGCACUGACCGGAUGAUUAAGCAUAAUUUAAUCUCCACUGUGAUAAAACUUAAGCAAUAAACAUGGAUUUAAUAGAGAAAA